AUGAAAUUUAUAUUUUCUAUUAUUACUUUAUUUUCAAUAAUUUCAUAUGCUAAUUUAGUUUUAGCAUCAACCCAAGAUUUUUCAUCUUUUAUUACCAAUUUGGAAAAUUUUAUAAAUGAUAAAACAAAGAGUGUAAAUUUAAAUGAUAUUGGUAUUCAUAUGACACCAGAAUAUUUAAAUUUUCAAAUUAAUCAAACUUAUCAAACAUCAUCGGAUCUUUUACUUAGAGAGAAAUUUUCAAAACUUGUAAAUACAAUUCCACCAUGGUCAUCAAAGGAUAGUUUUAUUAUUAAUGAUGGUAGUGAGCCAUUUAUGUUUGAAGAAUAUUCAGAUAUAAUUAAUAAUGCUGAAUAUAAUAAUGAUAAAACUACAUUCAAAUUUUCAUUAGUAAAAGGUCAAUUAUUAAAUUAUUUUAGAUAUUCCAGUAUUUCCGGUGAACCAGGUUACUACAUUACAACAUUGAACAAACCAACUGAAAAUUAUGAUACUACAAACGAUAAUAUUAAUGAUUUAUUUACAAUUCAUCAAUCGUAUGAUUUCCAAAAUUGGGAUUUCAAUAUUGGUGCUGGUAAAACAGUGGUUCCAGUGACUGAUCAAUUUAAAAUUGAAUUUAAUUUAUUAAAAGUUGAUAUCAACAGACUUUCAUGGUUUGCUCCAUCUUUAUUUACUGAUAAAACUUGGCAAUAUGUUAAUCCAGGUUAUGUUAGCAAUGGUAAUGGAAAUGGUAUCAUACCAAAAUUCAUUACAUCUUUAAUUUUAAUUAAAGAUCUCACUAUUACUCUCCAACAAAGUAAUCAAAAUACUGACAUACUUAAACAAAUUAAUGAUGAAUAUUAUUCAACUUCAGGUAAUUCAAUUAGUUUUGGCCCAUUAUUAGUAAAAGAAAAUGAUAAAGUUAGCAAUGAUGUUGAAUUUGUUGGUAAUUCAAUUACAAUUCCAGAAAUUCAAAUGAUUGCAGUCGUUAGUGAUAACGUUCCAUUCUCACCAAUAGAUAUUGUCACAUCAACUCCACAACCAACAAAUCAAAAUCAAAAUCAAAAUCAAACACAAUCACCUUCAAAUUCAAAUAUUUUAAAUCCAUCAUUAUUAAUUAUUUCUUUGAUUUUAAUUUCUCUCUCUCUUUUUUUAAAAUAA
This is a messenger RNA of Dictyostelium discoideum AX4, 1134 nucleotides long. RefSeq lists its product as hypothetical. The record is from RefSeq and is a predicted model, not a curated record. Lineage: Eukaryota; Evosea; Eumycetozoa; Dictyosteliales; Dictyosteliaceae. The transcript has 3 exons. The coding region runs from base 1 to 1134 and encodes 377 amino acids.